Molecule: messenger RNA, 931 nt
Organism: Magallana angulata
Lineage: Eukaryota; Metazoa; Mollusca; Bivalvia; Ostreida; Ostreidae
Exons: 4
Coding region: 40-834 (264 amino acids)
Source: RefSeq, a predicted model, not a curated record
ACGAAAGCGAAAGUUGAUAUCUACAAUGAAACACUAACUAUGGGGAUUUUGAUUUCAAAACACGAAACAGAUGAGAUCAAAGAACGGCUUAAGGACAUUGACAAUAUCUUUAACAAUUUCAGUAAAGAUCAGGAAUCAAUACAAAAAAUUUUGGAAUCACAAAAUCAUGCCAUAGAAAGUCUAAGACGUGAAAAAGAUGACUUAAUGAAACUAUUAGAUAAUUCACCUCGAUAUCAUGGCAGUGGCACAUAUGACGAUACCGUACGUAAGCUAAAUGAGGAGAAUUCAGCGCUGAAGAGGAAGUUACGGGAGAAGGAGGGAGAAGUUGCAAAUCUGCAAAAUACGCUGGACAAAUUAACGCGGGAACCAGUGCGAGUCUACAUGUUUGCCUCGUCAAUGAAUGAAAGAAUUUCAAACGCCGUUAGGUCAGAGCUACAGUUAAUUUUGUCGCAGCAUAUAGAGGCUACGAGGGACAAGAAGUUGGAAAUUGUUCCCUUAGAUGACCCCAAGUCUAUCCCCGCCAACAAACCCCUGAUUGUUCUCUGUAUCAACGCCUCCAGACUUGGAACGGACGUGGAGCAGGCGCUACAACAAGUCACGUGCUCCAGGUCUGUCACAGUAGCUGUGAUUCACCACAAGGAAUACCACGCCCUGCCCCCUCAGGCCUCGGAAAAGCUUCUUCACAGCGAGAAGAUCCGGGAACUCUAUGCUGUUGUGGACAUUGCCUUCCUCACAAACAAAGGGAUGUACACUUGUGAUAUGAAUAACAAAUCACUGGAAAAACUGACCAACUUUAUAUGUGAAUUCAGCAACAAUAUGCCAAUGCAUUUUUGAUAUCAUUGAGUUUACAGCUAUUCCUUGAUUUUUCAAUAAGCAUUUUUGUAAGCUUUAUCUGUAUAUUGUGUUUUAAAAUACAUCAAUUCUGGUUUUU